This is a messenger RNA of Drosophila miranda, 3157 nucleotides long. It is a transcript of the gene Atg101, whose product is annotated as autophagy-related protein 101. Gene Ontology annotation, cellular component: phagophore assembly site. Bases 452 to 1108 code for a protein of 218 amino acids. The record is from RefSeq and is a predicted model, not a curated record. The transcript has 2 exons. NCBI's taxonomy places the organism in Eukaryota, Metazoa, Arthropoda, Insecta, Diptera, Drosophilidae. Gene Ontology annotation, biological process: autophagosome assembly; autophagy.
UCUAAACCAACUUAAAGCAAACAAACAAACAAAAAACAAUUACCAAUAAAAACCAACAAAACACUUGUGUUUAGCUAGUAAGAGACGCCGAUCCAUCGAUCCAAAUCAAAUUCAAACCGUUCAAAGAAGGUGUUAAGUUUCCCCAAAAAGGAAAACUCACACAAACCCCAUACAAUCUAGCAGCAGGGAACAAAAGCAGUAUAGACAAAUAGACAGCGCAGGUCAGGGCAGAACAGGACAGGCCGCAUACCGCAUACCAUAUAGAAACUAAGUUGAAUGUAAAUAAGAAUCCAAAUGUAGGCAAUUACAGGCAGAAGGUAAUUGAAUCUGUGAGCAGACCUAAAGUUAAAUAAGAAAGGGAAUCAUUGUGUGGCAAGGGAGAGCAAGAACAGCAGAGCCCUCAAGCAUCCAUCCUUCAAGAAAGUACCUCCCUUAAGCACUGUAUAUCACGAUGAACGCACGCUCGCAAGUGUUCGACCUGACUAUGGAGGGUCUGCAGGUGGACGAGGCGGUGACCACCAUCUUCCAGACAGUACUCUUCCAUCGUUGCCUCGGCAAGUUCAUGUACACGGGCGACGCCCAGUACUCGAUCGGUACUGUCGGCUACACGGAUGUCGACUGCAACUUCAUCGACUUCACCUAUGUGUGCUGCACCUCCGACAGCUUGACGCACAAGGUGAAGCGAGCCAUCAACCUGUUCAGUGAAAAGCUGCGCUCCAACGAGAGCUGCGGCUCGGGGCAGAUAAGCUUGGAGUUCUUUCAGAAGAAGAAGACCCGCUGGCCGUUCCCGCAGGAGUCCAUACCGUGGGAGGUGUGGACGGUGCACCUCGAUCUGAUCAAGCACGAGAACGAGGACGAGCGGCAGCUGUGUCGCGAGAACGUCUCUGAUCUCCUAACCGAAAAAGUCAUAUACAUUACGGAGCUGAUGAAUCGGCACGACUAUGUGCCCAAGACACCCAGCCAGAGCGAGCUGGACCUGAUCUUCGACACAUCCUUCCCCGAUGUUCAGCCGUAUUUGUUCAAGUUCGAUUACUCCACCUCUGGCUCAGCAGCACCCUCCAUGGGCAAUGCCAUGAAAAAGAUCAUCAAGGAGACGCUCGCAAUGUGACUGGCUAAAGCAGGAGCUGGAGCCCGAGUUUUACUACUGUAGAAAUUCCAAGACAAGUGAGCAAAUAAUACAAAUUCAAAUCGGAAUACGAAGCCCGCGACCGAGAACUUUAACAUUUUGUGACUAUUAUUUCUUAGUUCUGGAAACGUACAGUUUGUGCAACGUAUUUCGUUACAAUGUAUUUCUGCUGCUUCAUGGGCUUCAAGUGUUUCGUUGCGUUCCAAAUCAGAGCCAUUUUUAAUGCUGAUAGGAGUACGAAGUAGUUAAAUAUUUAUUGUGUACCCCCCCCCAGCCGGAGCUUCAAUAUAUUAUGUAAAGGGACUCCCUUUGGACUCCCUCAAAGCUCGCUUUGUUAAUACUUUUAGUUGUUAGUUAUUAAUUAUUUUGUUAGUGCAGAUACGAAUCUGAUGCGGUAGAGUGCCAGAAAUUGCAACAUGCAAUAUGUAGAAAGAUCCAUCAUCCAUCUUCAGAUUAUUCAGUGCUAAAGCUUGAGGAACUUUCAUUCGAGUUAGCUGCUAAUGUGUCGGCUACAGUCCCUUCCCUCGAGAGGAGGUACACUGCGUGAUCUAUAGUUUUUAUAUUAUCAAGCCCCUUGUGCCGCUUCUUAGUGCAGUCCAGUUCUUAGUGAGCGCCGCGAUCUGUAGCACAUCUGUAUCUGUAGAGCAUAUAGAGUAUCGCUUCGCUGUUUGUAUUUACAAUCAUUAAAUGGUUUUUAAUCAGAAGAGUUUCGAGCUGUAGAGGUAGAGAUAGAGAUAGGAGUAGGAGUUGGACCAGUCCCUUUAGAAAAUGUUUGUUUUAGUGUGUUCCAUGCAAAAGAGUAGGACGGAUAUAAUGCCAGAAUGGAUGAGAGCGCUGUAGCAGGAAGUAUAGGAUUUAUGGUAUACUUUUUCUUUAAUCACAAAACUAAGUGAAAUGGAUUGAAGCAGAAAGAAACAAAACCGAAACCGAAACAGAUACAGAGUUUUACUCAUUGAUGGACCAAGCGUUAAAGUAAAAGUAAAAGAUACAUUAGAUUUGAUCAGUAAUUGUAUCGAUAAAUCUGCUUUAGAUACCGGCUAAUUUAACAACAACAACAAAAUCUUAGGCUAAACUCAUUCAUUAGUGGGCCAAACACCCCACCAAUCAAUCAAUCAAUAAAACGGCCCACGCGUGUCUCUUGCUCCAAAGCUUAUCUUGAGCACUCCUAGACCUAAGGGAAAAAGUAUCUAUGUAUCUGUAUGCGUACAUUUAAGUGUGGAUUCGGUGCGGCAGUCGUCAAUCUUCAAUCGUCAAGCUAUUCCAUUCAAAUGGCUGCUAGCAGGCACCACUAACUAUAGUGGCUUGAACCAACGUGUUACUUAAUUAAUACUAUGUUAUCGAUCCGUGUAAAAAAAAAAAACAAAUAUGCAAAGAGAGGAGUGAGAGAAUCAGAGGACGGCGUUUUAGCAAGUACCAGACGAAAGAGAAGCGAGAGGAGAGGAGAGAAGAGAGCCGUAUGAUAAUUCCUAGAAGUUCUACUAACUUGAAACUACACCCGAAGCUGGAGAGCAUUCAAAUUGAUGAUCGAUCCAUUGGGUCUGAAUGGGAAAUGAACUCUCAAAGCUGGCUCAAAGAUGGCUGAAAAUAUGAUAUGAAUAUGCGCAGAUGGAUAUGAUAGGACGAUAAUACUGUCUCCUGCUAUGGAAAAGAUCAGUAGCAGAUGAGAGUGGUGUGGUGUGGUGUGGUGCCUGUAUACAGCAGCAGCACAAAAAUCUGUUGCACUUGGAACUUGUGUACUUUUGCAUGGUGUUUUAUUAGUUUAUUAAAUUUAAUUAGCGAUUGGCGCGACUGGCGACUGGCGCACCGAAUCGAAUCGAAUUGAAUCGAACGAACGUAUGUCUGUAUCUAUGUAAAUCGAUGUCAUGUCUGUAUGUAUGUGUAUGUAUGUGUGUAUGUCCAAGCUAUAAACGUAAACAACAACCAACCAUAAACCAUAAAUGUACUUUGCAAUUAAACAAUUAUUGUAAAAUCGAAUUAAGCAGAAUAAAACCUUUGAAUCACACAGAACCUGAACACAAAUUAGAAAUGUAA